This is a messenger RNA of Lathyrus sativus (Indian pea), 417 nucleotides long. NCBI's taxonomy places the organism in Eukaryota, Viridiplantae, Streptophyta, Magnoliopsida, Fabales, Fabaceae. The record is from the annotation of a GenBank genome assembly.
AUGGCAAAAUUUCAAUCCAUGCUACAACAUUUUACUCUUUUUCUAGCACUAAUAGUCUUCAAUUAUUCCCUUCAAUCUCAUGCAAGGCUCUUAAAGCCAUUGAACCAACACAACGUUCCUACUUCAACACCAGAGAAGAAAAUUGACUCGUCAAUGAAGUCACACAAUGAAGUAGCCACUUCUUUUGGAGAUUCAAGUGAAAACCAUCACACAUAUGCAUUCCAACCUACAACACCAGGAAAUAGUCCUGGUGUUGGCCAUAGAUACUUUACCGAAGAAAAGUCGAAAAAGACGGUAGUUCAGAGCCCGGACCAUAGCAUAUCUGUGAUUGAGGAUACUAAAAAUGAGUUCAAAAAAACAGACCCAGGUCACAGUCCUGGUGUUGGUCAUGCUUACCAAAACAAAAUUGGAAACUGA